AGUUUCUUUUUCUCUGUCUUUGCGUGCGGUUCAGUUUUAGAAAUAGGAAGAAUCGUUCAAGUAGAGGCGAGAUCCGUGCGUUUUCCUUUUACCCGACUCGAAUAAAAUUUUUAUAAACAGAAAAGGAAUUCUCAAAUAGUGUGCAACAAAUGCAAAUUAACUACAAACAUACAAUAAAAAAAACAAAUCGAAGCGUGUUAAAGCUAAGAAAAAAAGAAUAGUCUUUUGUUUGGCAAUUGUGCAAUACAUAAAAAAAAGCGAAAAGCAAAUAUAAAGCAGAACAGAGAAAGAGCCGAAAAGUUAAAUACGCAUUAUAAAAGAAUUUCGGCAGGCAAAAAAACAACAACAAUAACAAAAACAAUAUUGUGCAACAAAGUAAACAAUUUGUAAAAGCCUUAACAAACACACACACGGCAGAAACAGUAACAGAAACAACAACAAAAUGAGUGUAUGUGAGAACAAGACCGUUGUGCAACAGCAAUUGCAACAACAAGCCGCUGCCGUUGCGGCUGCCGCAGCCGCUGCCGUUGUUCAACAGCAGCAACAACAACAGCAGCCCCCGCAAGUGGUGGUGGCACAGGCACAGCACAUGACGCCACAACAACAACAACAGAGCACACAAAGCAUUGCCGACUAUUUGGCACAAUUGCUAAAGGAUCGCAAGCAAUUGGCCGCAUUUCCAAAUGUCUUUACGCAUGUUGAGCGUCUCCUGGAUGAAGAAAUUGCACGCGUACGCGCCUCCCUGUUCCAGAUCAAUGGCGUUAAGAAGGAGCCGCUUACACUGCCCGAGCCAGAGGGUGCCAUGGUAACGUUGAACGAGAAGGUCUAUGUGCCAGUGCGUGAGCAUCCAGAUUUCAACUUUGUUGGUCGCAUUUUGGGACCACGCGGCAUGACAGCCAAACAAUUAGAACAAGAGACUGGCUGUAAGAUAAUGGUACGCGGCAAGGGAUCCAUGCGGGACAAGAAGAAGGAGGAUGCCAAUCGCGGCAAGCCAAACUGGGAGCAUUUGUCCGAUGAUCUGCAUGUCCUGAUCACUGUCGAGGAUACCGAGAAUCGCGCCAAAGUCAAGUUGGCCCAGGCUGUCGCUGAAGUGCAAAAGUUGCUUGUGCCGCAAGCCGAAGGCGAAGAUGAACUAAAGAAACGUCAACUUAUGGAAUUAGCCAUUAUUAACGGCACUUAUAGGGACACAACAGCGAAAUCAGUCGCAGCUUUCUCAUGCGUUGGUUCUCCUUCUGCUUCUGUUCUGUAUCCCGCAGUUUGCGAAGAGGACUGGCGUCGCCUGGUUGCUGCAUCGGAUAAUCGGCUGCUGACACCGACAUUGUCUGGAUUGGCCACUCAAAUACGUUCACCUGCGAAUGCACCACUGGGCGCACCCUUGAUACUUAAUCCACGGAUGACAGUGCCCACUUCGGCGGCCAGCAUAUUGUCCGCCCAAGCAGCGCCGACAGCAACAUUUGAUCAGACAGCACAUGGCAUGAUCUUUGCACCCUAUGGAGAUUAUGCGAAUUAUGCGGCACUCGCUGGCAAUCCUCUGCUGACGGAAUAUGCAGAUCAUAGCGUUGGUCGAUAUAUGCAUGCCGGCUCCGUCUUUUGAACUUUUUUUUAAUUUGAGUGUGCACCAAGAAUUUAUUGAAGUCCAUAAAUUGUUAGUUCUUAGUUCCAGUUAAAUUACAUUCUGCAGCUGACAGUGCACAACACAGAUAAAAAAAAAUUACCUAAACAUAAUUAGUUAUAGAUACAAAACAAACAAAUGCAAAAUGGCACAAGAACAAACAACAACAACUACAACUACAACUACAAAAACAAAAAACAAAUACUCAAAAGAGAAAGAAAAUGCAGAAAAUACUUAAAGCAUACAUGAAUGAUUAUUGCUCGUCAAAGUUUUUGUUAGUUCAUAGGUCGCAAAACAUUUCUACAAAACUGGCGACUGGUUAAUAAGUGAUUUUUAGGCGCUACAAAUGAAGAAUUUAUCUUUUUAUUUUAUCUUGUUUCUUUCGUUUUGACAAACAUGAGUAUAUUCUAGUUGACAACAACAACAAACAUAACAAAUGACAGCAAAUUGGUUGUUGGUUGUUGUUUGGGAACAAUGAAGUAUUCUACUUACAUAAAUACAUACAUAUUACUUAAAGCCUUCAACUAAGUUGCUGACUUGAAUAGCUAUUAGUGUACCUUAUUUUUAUGUCGAAAUAACCUUGUUCCGUAUUCUAUAUUCGCUUCAAUUGCACGUUCAUAAAUUUGGCAUAGCAUUGAGAGCAGUUUAAAGUUAUUUUUCAGUCUGACUUUUCUUUAGAGAAUGCUUUUAUGAUUGCAAUGUGAAAUGUAGCCGAAAUUGUAGCACAGAACAGGGUCUGUAUGUUUUUUAGCUUUCUUAGGUUUCGACUUCUGUUAUUUAUAGCAUAGAUUAUAUACCUUUUUUGUUUGAUUUUUUGCGGUGUGGGUUGAUUGUUUAUUUUCGUUUUAAUUUUUCAAUACUCUUUAAGUGCAAUAUUUAGCUGGUAGCUAAUUAGUUUUGUGAAGCAAUUAAACGCAGUAUUUAUGCACAAAUGUACCUUACGACAAGUUCAAGUUUUACAUUUGAUUUCCGUACCGUUUGAUUUUUUCCAGCCAGUGCCAUCUUUAAUUUUUUGUUAUUUGAACAAAGAGCAGCAGCCUCACAAUUUUUGCUAGCAUUUUAAUGAGAAUCCAUACAAACAUAUAUUAUUAUAACUAGAUUAUGAAUAUUUAUUCAUUUAUUAUUGUAGCUUAUUAAACGGAGCCUUGAAUCGAAUUGGUGCUUAAACAUUUUAUAGAAAUAAGUUAGUUGAGGUUCAGGCAGCCGUCCAACAAUAUUUUGCACAACUAGUCAAAAGUCAGCAAAAGCGAGCAUCAAAUGUUUGAUAAAAAGUUAGACAGACAGACAAAGAGACGGACAGUUAGACAAUGUGACAGACAGCUGGAAGAAUUCUAAAGAACAAACUACAUUAAAGUUAUGACAAAA
Molecule: messenger RNA, 2977 nt
Organism: Drosophila innubila
Lineage: Eukaryota; Metazoa; Arthropoda; Insecta; Diptera; Drosophilidae
Gene: how
Product: protein held out wings
Exons: 8
Coding region: 443-1594 (383 amino acids)
Biological process (GO): regulation of mRNA splicing, via spliceosome
Cellular component (GO): nucleus
Molecular function (GO): mRNA binding
Source: RefSeq, a predicted model, not a curated record